ACCGCGUGUUAAAAUUUGGAUGUUAUAUUUGUUUCAAGCUAUUUUAGAAUCCAUAUUUGCCUUAAUAUUUUUCACACUCAAUAUUUGUUAUAUAAAUGACUUAAAAGAGACAAUGAAAUGUACAGUGGCACAGCAUAUUCCGGUUCCUCAUGACUAUUUCAUUUGUUCACAUAGCCUUGCGCCCGCAUUUCGUUUGGGGGUGUAUAUAUAUAGUUCAGUGCUUGGGCUUUGCCUUCUGACUUACAUUUACAUAACAGGAUGGACAGUCGUAAAGGUGAGGAAAAACAAAUGCGAAUAUAACUUCAAAAAAGAAAAGUUACCUGCACUGGUAGGGGAAAAAUUGUCUGAUAUGAAUUCUGUGAACGGAGAUUUCGGUUUUCUUCUCCACCUAUUGCACUCUUAUAGCAAGUUGUAUGUUGUUCGAUUAGCCCACUAUUUAUCAAAAAGCAACAAGAAAAAAACGCUAGCAGAGUUUUUAAAUAACAAAUACCAUGUUUCAAAGUUAAAAAGACUACUUAGAAAAAAUGAGAAAAAAAUCACAUUUAAUAGACUUCGUGGAAUACCGCAAACCAUAUUUCAGCUAGGCACCGAAAUUGUUACACUGGAAUUGAAACAAUGUGAACUAGAAAUUGAGGACUUUGAUAAUUUCUACCAACUUACUAGUUUGCGAAAGUUAUCUGUUAUUGAAUGUGGUCUUCAGUGCAUUCCGGAUGGUAUUUUGAUGAUGGAUUGGCUGGAAGAAUUAAAUCUUAAAGGAAAUUCGAUAACAUUAAUUGAUGAAAGGGUGUUGAGUCUGAAGUAUCUGACUAGUUUGGACUUAUCAAAAAAUAAAAUAAAAACCAUAAAGGCAGGAUCACUGGAGCAACUGAAAAAUCUUUUCACAGUUGACGUUACAGGCAACUCAGGAUUAGGAAUACCUGGAUUAAAGGUUAUACUGGCUUGUGAAAGAUUGUGCAUUUUGCGCUGUUCUAAUAAACUUUCAGAUAAAAGGAACGAUUUGAAUAAAACAGAGCGAGAGAAAUUUGACGCAGUCACAUCUGCUAAGAUAGAAAGUUUUGUCAUUCCAUACACUCCAGAAAAGGCUCCUCAUAUCGAUGUUCAAAAUACUCAGAAAAAUUAUAAAAUGAAUUCGCAACCUAAAGGAGUAGCUAUUAUUAUUAACAUUAGGUCAUUCAGUAAAGACAUUUACCCUUAUCGACGAGGUAGUGAGAAAGAUGUUGUCAAGUUAAAGGCAUUAUUUGAAAACAUUGGCUUUGACACUGUAUGUAAUCCUAUAGACUAUACAGCUGAGGAGGCCAAGAAAUUCCUUAAAGAGUGUGCAAAAGAGAGGAAGUACGAAAGUUGUGAUUGCAUUGUUGUGGCUGUGAUGACUCACGGUAAUGAUGUAGGUCUUAUUUUUCAUGACGGCGAAGAGGUUCCUGUUCCGGAAAUCGUCGAUUGUGUUCAAAUGUCUUCACUGUAUGACGGAAAGCCAAAGUUGUUUUUCCUCCAGUGCUGUAGAGGGCAAAAAAAGGCACGUGGGCGUACCACUUUUAGUAAUGUUCCAGUAAAAACUUCAACCGAUCGCGAUUUGACGCAUUCCACUGAACUCCACGCUGGUGUAACUGCGACUGAUUCUGUACCUGCUUAUUCUGAAAAAAGCGAAACUGAUGCGUCACCAACACCACAUGUUAUGUUUGAAGCUGAUAUACCAAACGGCGCCGAUGUUUUGUUAUCGUAUUCAACAAUGCCAGGCUAUGCGUCAUUCCGUAACGUCUCCAAAGGUAGCUGGUAUGUGCAAGUAUUAGUCGAGACGUUCUCCCAACACGCUUUUGAGGAAGAUGUUCUGAGUCUGCUUACAUUGGUAAACUACGAAGUCGCUCGUGCCUACACUUCUGCUAAAUGGAGGCAGGUACCAUGUCCGCAAAGCACUUUAACGAGAAAACUAUACUUACUUCCUGGUUAUCCAAAGCCCAAGCAGAUUAAAUCUGACCAGCGUAAUACAUAUGUGUAACGUACAAUGGCGGUUUCAUUGUUUCCUGAUAUGAUGGUUCAUGUCAAGAUUAUUGUACAGGAAAGCAAAUAUAUAAACAAGAAAAACAAUUUUAGCGACUGUGUAAAUGAACAAGUAGUUUACUCUCUGAAUAUAGCAAUUAUAACUAUCGAAAUCAUAAUUUAUGUAUGGAUCGGACAGUUUACAAUCGGUUUGAACGUUAUUAAUUAUUUCGUAGUUUAGCAAUUGUAGUGUAGAGUCAUUUCAUGGAAAAUGAAGUUCUUGCCAAUAAAAUACAUAAUUGAGUAAUUAGGGUCACCCUGAGGGUAGGAACAUC
This is a messenger RNA of Dendronephthya gigantea, 2309 nucleotides long. RefSeq lists its product as uncharacterized. The coding region runs from base 20 to 1993 and encodes 657 amino acids. The transcript has a single exon. The record is from RefSeq and is a predicted model, not a curated record. NCBI's taxonomy places the organism in Eukaryota, Metazoa, Cnidaria, Anthozoa, Malacalcyonacea, Nephtheidae. Gene Ontology annotation, biological process: proteolysis. Gene Ontology annotation, molecular function: cysteine-type endopeptidase activity; protein binding.